AUGAUGAAGGCAAAGAGAUGCCUCUUUGGACCCAGCGACCCGGAAUUGACACACCGACAGUACAAUGAAAGCUUGAAACAACAUCUACAGAACGCCGAAAAAGACUGGAAUUUCAACUUCGCAGAUGAAAAUCCGAUCCUUUCCUCCGAAGCCCGCUACAAAUGGGAAGUCGUUCGAUCAAGCUCAGUGCCACCUGUCUACCGAAGCAAACGGUUAUUUGAUCCCAAGGCGCCAAAGCAAGCAGCUGAAGUUGAACAGAAAACACCAAAAACCUCCCGACGCUCGAGCAAAUCUGCCACUCGCAGCGCGAAAAACUCGCAACUCGCCAAGAAGUCAACUCAAACCACAAUGACAGAAAUGUUCACCGUGAAGCGUCAACGAUCCAGCAUGCCGAAGAAAGUCUCCAUGGAUCUUCCCGGCAGCACUUCCCCCGAACGCGUCUUUGGCGUGUUGACCCGAUCCACCUCCCGUGUUCACACUAGAUCCACUGCGAAGCGUCACCUCCCAUUUGGUCACUGA
Messenger RNA from Oikopleura dioica, 519 nucleotides. Lineage: Eukaryota; Metazoa; Chordata; Appendicularia; Copelata; Oikopleuridae. The record is from the annotation of a GenBank genome assembly.